Molecule: messenger RNA, 1752 nt
Organism: Aspergillus versicolor CBS 583.65
Lineage: Eukaryota; Fungi; Ascomycota; Eurotiomycetes; Eurotiales; Aspergillaceae
Product: NDT80 / PhoG like DNA-binding family protein
Exons: 2
Coding region: 16-1587 (523 amino acids)
Biological process (GO): meiotic cell cycle; positive regulation of transcription by RNA polymerase II
Cellular component (GO): nuclear chromosome
Molecular function (GO): DNA binding; DNA-binding transcription factor activity
Source: RefSeq, a predicted model, not a curated record
UUGGGGUACGAUCGAAUGCAAGAUUACAGAUCCCACCGAGUCACACUCAUUCCCAGGGCUCCAUUUCCUCCAUUGGCAAGCCUCAGCGAUAUCACCAGAGCUUCACAGUAUACGACUACAUCGCGUACGCUCGACUGUGGUAUAGAUCGCGACCCAAAUCUCAUAUUUGCCCAACCAGGAGCAAUGUAUUUGGACCGGGGCGUGCCUCUACGCACGGCUGAUGCCCCGCCAUUUAAGGACACAGACACGCUAUUCCCCGUCAUUUCUGGAAACCAAAAUGUCCAACCAGAAAUCGGGGCGAAGAUCCACAAAGGGUUUUUCCAAGUUGAUGAGAAGUGGACCUGCUAUCGACGGAACUAUUUCUCGAUCUCGUGUUCGUUUUCCUUUCACCCAUCAGCCCACGGACCAUUCUUCCUCAAGAAUGAUAUUCGAAACGAAAGAAUUCAUCAGUUCUCAAUGUCAAUAUCAGCGAUUGUGAAUGAGCAACAUGGCGAGGUCCGGGAACUUGUGCAACACACCCCAAAGCGCGACAAGCAGUCGGAGAGACCCCCACAAAGAGUUGUGCUGCAGCCCUCUCAAGCAACAUCAAUGGUACCGAGCCUGGGAUCAACAUCAUCAGCAGGUCAGCAUGGUUUUCCUUUGAUGUCCCAAUCUGCUGGAAUGGGAAUGGGAAUGGAGUAUAAUUCCUCGUAUGUCGGGGCUCCGCAGCAGCACCAACCUCCAACACAGCACACCUUCGAGCGAAUCCAGUUCCAAAAAGCGACCGCAAACAACGGGAAGCGGCGCGCCCAACAGCAAUACUACAACCUCGUUGUCGAUCUCUACGCUGAGAUUACUAGUCCGCUUGGCAACAACGAAUGGGUUAAAAUAGCCCGGAAGCUGUCAUAUCCGAUGGUUGUCCGAGGACGUUCCCCUGGUCAUUACAAAGAUGGCCGGCGGGACAGUUCGACAAGUAUGGGUCCUGACGGAGGAAGCGGAGGUGCUGGAGAUGGUAGCGGUGAGGCAGUCCUUCCUCCAGGCCUGGGACAGGCUUCACGAUCCCACAUUGCUCUUUUGCCGUACGAAUCGACUCAACGGGGUGGCCAUAGUUACGGUAGAGCUGACUACCAUCAAAUGGCGACGGCGGAUCACUCGCCCCUUAGCGCAAGUCCACACAUUUCCUCUUCGUCAUCAUCCACCUUUGACAUCGGCAUGAUGAGUGAUUCUCUUGAUCCAAUGGACUCGAUAAAAAGCACUUCCAGCAUGGAGUCCUAUCAUGAUCCAAGCUAUGGGAUGAUGGAUGUCCGGAAGGACACUCAGUAUCGCGGCCACCUGCCCCCGCCUUUUGAGUACGGACCGGUCCACAAGACGAGCGACAGUCCUGAGACCACCAUUUCCGAAGGGUAUGAUUCGAUUGCGUCCAUCGUCUCUAGCAACCCUAGUGAUGGUCUUUUCCUAAGGCACCAUCCACGGACAGCGUCGCAAGGCUACCAUCAUUCAAGCCCCGGUGGCUAUGAUACAGUUUACUCCGCUCGGUCUGGAAAUGGGAGCGGCAGUGGGGGUAGCCCCUAUUACCGGCAUCCCUCAUCUCAAAGCCUCUGCACUUGAUCGUCAUCCAGGGCUUCUACACGAUUUUCACCCUUCAUUUUCCCAUCCUUCCCUGCUUGUGUUUGACCCCUUACCUCUCCUUGCUAUGUCUGUCUGCAGCCCGAAACGAACGGAUGAAAUCUAAAAACAAUAUCCCAAUCCAUCUAUCCUAUUCGCACUCUCCUU